AUGGCGGCGGCAGCAGACUCGUUAAACGUCUUUCAAAGCGUACACUUUGACGAAACGAUUGUUAAAUCCGAUAUUCACACCUAUCUUCCAUACGGAGGAUCUUCGGAUUACGGACUUUCCAGUGAAAUACGAAUAUUAAUUCAAAAUCAAGAGCUGAUAAGCGCCACCUACGACAGUUUUUUGUACUUGGAAGGAAAAAUUGAAUGGAGUCAACCGGAAGGAGAGGGCGCCAUCGUAAAGACAUGCAACCUAACAAACAAUUUCGCGCCAUUCCUUUUCGAAGAAAUCCGCUAUGAGUUGGGUGGUCAGAAAGUGGAUGUAUGCAGGAAUCCUGGUAUUACAUCCUCACUGAAGGGAUACGUAUCGUAUACGUCUACUGAAAGCAAAGGUCUUAAACAUUUGGGGUGGUCACCCACCGAUGAAUCCCUUCAAGUAGAUUUCAAUAAGAGCAACAAGGAGAAGCAUUUCGCUGUUUGCAUUCCGCUAAAACACAUAUUCGGAUGCAUGGAGGACUAUCGACAGGUUAUCGUAAACAUGCGACAAGAAUUGGUAUUAAUUCGUGCUAGAAGCGAUGCCAAUUGCUACAUCGGUACCGCCGACGAUGCAACAAUAACAUUAACAAAAAUUCAAUGGAAAGUUCCUCACGUGACCGUUAGCGAUAGCGCCAAAAUUAGCCUAUACGAACGCAUCAAUAAAGAUGCUAUAAUCACAAUGCCAUUUCGUCAAUGGGAACUGUACGAAUUGCCCGCUUUAAAACAGGCACAGUCGGAUAUAUGGCCAAUCAAAACUUCAACUCAACUAGAGAAACCACGAUGGAUAAUUGUGGCAUUUCAACGAAGCGGUAAAAAGUUUUCACACGAAGCAAGAGCCGCCAAUUUCGAUAACAUCAAUAUUCGAAAUUUAAAACUGCAUCUCAACUCGAAAAGUUAUCCGUACGAAGCGAUGCAUUUAGAUUUUAAUGCCAACAAAUACAUCAUUGCAUAUCAAAACUAUUUAAACUUUCGGCGCGAUUAUUACUCGAAAGAUGAGCAUCAAGACGCCCUCUUUGACUAUUUGUAUUUUAAAAGUUGCCCCAUCUUUGUGCUGGACUGUUCAAAGCAAAACGAAUCUCUGAAGCAUUCGACGGUAGAUGUUAAGUUGGAAAUGGAGUCGAUGGAGGCCUUCGAGGCGGGAACGGUUGCCUAUUGUCUGAUCCUGCACGACGCACUAAUUCAAUACAAUCCUCUGACCGGGGAAGUGAAGAAACUAUAA
This is a messenger RNA of Photinus pyralis (common eastern firefly), 1251 nucleotides long. RefSeq lists its product as uncharacterized. Bases 1 to 1251 code for a protein of 416 amino acids. The record is from RefSeq and is a predicted model, not a curated record. Lineage: Eukaryota; Metazoa; Arthropoda; Insecta; Coleoptera; Lampyridae. The transcript has a single exon.